Messenger RNA from Alternaria novae-zelandiae, 1464 nucleotides. RefSeq lists its product as uncharacterized. The coding region runs from base 1 to 1464 and encodes 487 amino acids. The transcript has a single exon. NCBI's taxonomy places the organism in Eukaryota, Fungi, Ascomycota, Dothideomycetes, Pleosporales, Pleosporaceae. The record is from RefSeq and is a predicted model, not a curated record.
AUGGACGACCUUCCCAACGAAUUGCUCAUCCACAUUGUUGACCAGUUGAGAGGCCCUACAACCUGGUCAGAACCAGCCGACUACAGCCGCACGCACGCUCUUGCGGCUCUUUGUUGCGUUUCCAAGAAGUUGUACCAUAUUGCCAGACCGUUGCUCUACGAAUCGAUAGACCUGCCCCCGACUGACGGUUUUCUGCCCCAGUCUCAAAGACUUUUUGCUCGUCUCCAAGAGCAGCCAAGCCUUCGCUUCGAGAUCAAAGCCCUUCGACAGAAGACGCGUGCUAGGCUGAGACAGGACGGCGACGGCACUAUGCGCGUCCGCGAUGAGUACAGGACAGACAUCACAAGAGACGUGAGAGCCUUUGGGCUAGGCACGGAAGACGCCUCAGCACUCGUGGGCCGUUGGCUAGGGUACGAAGACCUAUACUUCGCUCUAUUGGCAUUUCGGACACCGAACUUGGAGCAUUUAUGGGCACGGUCGGCCGUUUCAUACGACUGGCCCUUAGACGAAUGUAAAAAUACCCUUCUCGAAGGCAUAGGUCGUAUGGCUAUGGGCGUAAGUUGGCUUCACACUCACCGUUUUGACAAUCUCAAGAUCUUGUAUUUCGAUUUCUCUAAUUCACCGGAAAUGUCCGCUCGGUGCGCGCUCCCGUUGUUACUUCUUCCCAGCUUGGAUGAGCUUACUCUUGUCGCGUUGGGCGGCUGGUUCCAAAUCCCCGAGAACGAAUUUGAAGGCGAAUGGGAAGGCGAAUCCGAACACGAAGCCGCCGACGACGACUUGACCAUUUUCGGCCGCCCUUGGUUGUGGCCAGUACGUUCAUCGCCUAUCACCAAGCUCUCGCUAUUCAAACCAGUGUUCUCCGAGAUUGCGGUCAAGAAAAUGAUACUUGCGUGCAAAGCUCUGGAGCGAUUUGAAUGCUCUCACCCACUGCGUUCCAGCACGAAAGAUCAGUGGUUUGGGGCUCUCGUUCCUGCGCUGAAUGAUCACAUCGAGAGUCUUCAGAAUUUAUCGUUACUGUGUAGGCCACCUCGUUGGCCCUCAUUAGAGAACACUCGCAUGGCGCAGCUCGAUCCUCUCCAUGAAUUCACCAACUUAAACUCGGUCAGAGUCUCUUUGAAUCUGGUUUCUGAUCCGGGGGAAACUCUGAGUGCUAGAAACCUGCCUGCUUUCUUACCGCCAAGCAUCACAUCACUGCACGUCCACUAUCCCCGUGAGCCAAACGACGAAGCCGAUCAACAACUUCUCGAUGUUCUCACCGCGUACAAGGACGGUGUCUUACCGUCACUGAAAGAUGUUUACAUCACAUGGGUAUACUAUCAACGCAGAAAGGAAGAAUUCGAUCUGCUAGAACGACUUCAGUCGCUGGUACAGAUCAAAGAGCAAUACGAGACGUCAUCCAUUACGUUUGACAUUAUGUUGACAAUCAGAGACGACAAGGGUAAGUGGCCAUUGGUCAGGGGAUAG